This is a messenger RNA of Camponotus floridanus (Florida carpenter ant), 1929 nucleotides long. Its product is annotated as D(2) dopamine receptor A-like. Gene Ontology annotation, biological process: adenylate cyclase-activating adrenergic receptor signaling pathway. The record is from RefSeq and is a predicted model, not a curated record. Gene Ontology annotation, molecular function: G protein-coupled receptor activity. The coding region runs from base 368 to 1684 and encodes 438 amino acids. Gene Ontology annotation, cellular component: membrane. The transcript has 7 exons. NCBI's taxonomy places the organism in Eukaryota, Metazoa, Arthropoda, Insecta, Hymenoptera, Formicidae.
GAAAUACUACAUUUUACGGAAUUAUUAUAAUUGCAUUCUUGCUCUUGUUCCACAUGAAUAUGCAGCCCAUGCGUUUUACACGUAUUACGUAUACAUCGUUGCCUGUAUUGGAACGGGGGCGGACAGCGAGGGUCGAUGGGGGUGGUUGCUGGGAUUUUCAGUACGCGCGCGAUCUCCGUGCCGAAAACAUGGUUCUUCCUGAAUAUUUGUAUCUUGAAAUCCGCGUGUGCGAUUUAUGACUAGUUGCUAAUAAAAUAAUAUAAAAAAUGAUAUCCGAUGAUACGCAUUGUACUUAACGUAUUGAAAGUGUGUAAAUUUUGUGAAUUGAAAAAAGGAUAACUUCAGUAAUCAUGUGUCUUUAAUUCGAAUGCAAGUUGGAACAAGCAUUAUAAAAAAUCAUCAUGUAUCAAAGUAUACGCACCGCAAAACAGAAAUUAUCAUCUAUGGAUCGAAGGUAAACGUCAUGGCAAAUCAAACAGCUGAUUACCAUGGGGACAUUUGGAACCAAUGGAAUCGCACAGUAUUGGCGGACGAAGAGGAUGCGGAAACGGAAUAUCUACCCAAUUGGACCGAUCUUGUUCUGGCAGGAUUAUUUACAAUGCUGAUUAUUGUUACCAUAGUCGGCAAUACUCUAGUGAUCGCGGCUGUAAUUACUACUAGGCGAUUACGGUCCGUAACUAAUUGUUUUGUAUCCAGCCUCGCAGCAGCAGAUUUAUUAGUCGGUCUAGCUGUGAUGCCACCAGCAGUUCUGUUACAGCUUACAGGAGGUACUUGGGAAUUGGGCGAGAUACUAUGUGACUCAUGGGUGUCCCUUGAUAUUCUACUCUGCACAGCUAGUAUUCUCUCGUUAUGCGCCAUAUCUAUAGACAGGUAUUUGGCCGUAACUCAGCCAUUGAUAUAUAGCCGUAGACGCAGGAGUAAAAGACUGGCCGGAGUAAUGAUCGUGGCGGUAUGGAUAAUGGCCGGUGCCAUAACAAGCCCACCUUUAUUAGGUUGUUUUCCACGUGCAACGAAUCGUGAUGUCAAAAAGUGCUCCUACAAUAUGGACUCCUCGUACGUGAUAUUUUCAGCGAUGGGCAGUUUCUUCUUGCCCAUGCUGGUAAUGCUAUAUGUAUACGGCAGAAUUUCGUGCGUCAUAGCGAGCAGACAUAGAAAUUUGGAGACCAGCAACGAGGUGGAAAAUGUUCGUUCACGUCGUAAAAUCACGCUUGAUCGUGGGAAGAGUAUUAAAGUGCAACGUACGGAUUGUGCCGAGAGAAACGAGACUUGUAGCAAGCCAUCCGAAGAAACCGAACCAACGAGCAUGUGUAAAAAGUUGGGCACAAUUCGAGGAAAUCAACAGAGCUGCAUUAACAAAGUCGCUAGGGAAACGAAAACUGCGGGUACCCUGGCCGUAGUCGUGGGUGGUUUUGUUGCAUGCUGGCUGCCAUUUUUUAUUCUAUAUCUGGCAACACCUUUUAUACCUGUGCAGCCGCCGGAUAUUCUUAUGCAAGCUUUGACGUGGCUAGGGUGGAUCAAUUCGGCUAUCAACCCGUUCAUUUACGCUUUCUAUUCAGCAGACUUCAGGCUCGCUUUCUGGCGACUAACAUGUCGGAAAUGUUCAAAGAGUAGACUAAACUUGGAUGGUAUGAAUCGGAAAUUACCCGCUCCAGUUAACUGGAAGAAAGAUACGUCGAGAACGUGAAGAUCUCCGCACAAGAGUUUCAAACUUGUUCAAUUAUGUGGCAUCUCCGGUAUUAGAAUGACUAUGGUUGAGUUGCGUUUAUUCAUAAUCGCGAUACACUAAUGAAGAAUGACGUGUAUCAAGAUUAAACGUGUAUAAUUUCAAGUAUGUAUGUGCUUAUAAUCAAUAGCUAUUAUGUGAUUUUAUAAAGUAUAAAUGUUUCACUACGCACAAUACAUUAGAAUACAUAUUGAAAUAGUUAUUCU